Messenger RNA from Lepus europaeus (European hare), 1849 nucleotides. Its product is annotated as histo-blood group ABO system transferase 2-like. The transcript has 4 exons. The record is from RefSeq and is a predicted model, not a curated record. Gene Ontology annotation, biological process: carbohydrate metabolic process. Gene Ontology annotation, cellular component: Golgi apparatus; vesicle; membrane. NCBI's taxonomy places the organism in Eukaryota, Metazoa, Chordata, Mammalia, Lagomorpha, Leporidae. Gene Ontology annotation, molecular function: glycoprotein-fucosylgalactoside alpha-N-acetylgalactosaminyltransferase activity. The coding region runs from base 1 to 1149 and encodes 382 amino acids.
AUGGUGACAUCAAGGGCACAGUCAGUACCAGGCAGUGUCCCAGCCACCACUGUCCCCCAUGAACCCCCGGAUUCUGUGCACUGCCUUCUGCUCCUGGUACCAACCUCGUCUCCUGUGUUUCAUCCUACAGUGUCGCUGUUCGAGACCCCGACGGCUGGCAAGUUGUCACCUUGUCCAGGUAUCACAGCCUCAGAUGCUGUAUCCCCAGCCAAUGGUGCUGACUCCCUCGUGAGUGAUUUGACUGACAUUUCACAAAGGACGAAUGCUGUCCCAGAGAUGCCAGAGCAGGACAUGAUGUCUGGAUAUCAGGGGAGCAAUUCUCAUAGGAGGAGUGAUGCCCUCACUGUGACCCCCUGGCUGGCUCCCAUCAUCUGGGAGGGGACCUUCAACAUCGACCUCCUGAACGAGCAGUUCUGGCUACAGAACUUGACUGUCGGACUGACUGUGUUUGCCGUCAAGAAAUACAUGGUCUUCCUGAAGGCGUUCCUGGAGACGGCAGAGCAGCACUUCAUGGUGGGACACCACGUCACCUACUACAUCUUCACUGACCGGCCAGCCGAUGUGCCCCAUGUGCUGCUCAAGGAGGGCCGGCAGCUGGUGGUCCUCUCCGUGCGCAGCUAUGCACGCUGGCAGGACGUGUCCAUGCGCCGCAUGGAGAUGAUCAGCAAUGUCUCAGAGCGCUUCCGCCACGAGGUGGACUACCUGGUGUGUGCUGAUGUGGACAUGAAAUUCUGGGACCACGUGGGCGUGGAGAUACUCUCCCCUCUGUUUGGCACCCUGCACCCUGCCUUCUACACAGCCAACCGCAAGGCCUUCACCUACGAGAGGAGACGAAGGUCCCAGGCAUACAUCCCCUGGGAUGAGGGUGACUUUUACUACAUUGGGGCCUUCUUUGGGGGCUCAGUGGCUGAGGUGCAGCAGCUCACCAGUGCCUGUCACCAGGCCAUGAUGGUUGACAAGGCCAAAGGCAUCGAGGCUGUGUGGCAUGACGAGAGCCACCUGAACAAGUACCUUUUGCACCACAAGCCCACCAAGGUGCUGUCCCCUGAGUACCUGUGGGGUGACUGGCUGCUGGACUGGCACCCAGUCUUAAAGAAACUGAGGUUUGUGACUGUGCCCAAGAACCGCCAGAAAAUUCGGAAUCCAUGAGGAGCUUGGGGAGGACAAGGGUCUGGCAGUCUGUGCUCCUUCCCUGGGCCACCCUGUCCUAGAAGCAGUUUGGGAGAAAAGGGUGCAGUGACUCCACUUCAUCUCCCUGUGAAAAGACUGCUGAAACCGAGCUGCCCAGGCAGGCCCAGCCUCUGUCCCUACCCAGAGACUUGCACACAGACAAAUGCACAAUAACACACAGACAUGCACACACAGACAUACAGAGACAUAAACAGAUAUGCACACGGACACACAAAGCCCCAGUUGGUACCUCUGUGGCCACCACCUGAAGCUUCUGCCAAGUGUGGCCUGCACCCUAUGCCUGGGAUGAGGCCAGUCUCCAUCUUCCUGACAAAAGGUCUGCAAUUGAGCUAUGCCCUCUAUCAUGGGUAUUUUGGAUAUGUUUAAAAAGUCAUUGCUGGGGCUGGCACUGUGGCUCACUGGGUGCUGGUUCUAGUCCCAGCUGCUCCACUUCUGAACCAGCUCCCUGCUGAUGUACCUGGGAAAGCACUGGAAUACGGGCACAAGUGCUUAGGUCCCUGCCACCCACAUGGGAGACCUGAAUGAAGCUCUUGGCUCCUUGCUUUUGCCUGGCCCAGCCCUAGCCAUUGUGACCAUUUGGAAAAUGAACUAGCAGAUGGAAGAUUUUGCUCUCCCUCUCCCUCUGUAAUUCUUCCUUUCAAAUAAAUAAAUCUUUUAA